AAUAAAAAAAAAAUUAUCGUCGGCGUUGGGGAGAAACUCGGACCCAGAGAGUGGCCGUCAAAGCCCGGCCCGUUGUAUUUCCCUCGUGAAGGCCGCCAAUGGCCCAUGCUGCAACACUAGAGACUGAGCCAGCUCUAUUAUUAAACUACGCCACCCCUCUUAUCUUACGCCGCUGCCCAACUGCUCUGUCCUUCUAUUAAUAUUUGGGACCCAUUUUCAACCAACUCAAUUCAUUCGCCUACUUCACCUGCCGGCCGGCGCAUUGUAUCACUGCCUGCGCACAACUUUACUGCUUCAGAAACUCAAACCGCUACUCAGUGUGAGUGUGGCUCCAUGAUCAGACCUCCAAUUUAGAUAUCUCUUCACUUUUUAAUUUGCUCUUAGUUUUUUGUGUGAUUUGAUUUUUGGCUGAGAAGAUGGGGAAGAAGAAAGUGAUGGUGCCGGCCGAUGAAGUUGACUUUACUACGGUGAAGUACCAGUACGAAGAAAUUGAAGCGCCGCAUUUGACUGGAACUGGACUCAAGUUGUUCGUGAAAGUGCUCGAAGCGCCGUUGAUUGGCUCCUUGAUCAUUUCGAAAUUGAAGCAGAAGAAUAAAAUGAUUGAGAUGCUGAGGAAUACCGUGAUACCCGAGGCUCCAAUGUUCAAACCUGAAUUUCCUCCUCAAGUACCAGAAACAGGAGUUGUUCCUUUGCAUGAGGGUCAAAGGCCUGAAGAAAGAGUUGCAUUAGCUCUAAAGAGUCUUCCAGAUUAUGAGCCUGCCAAGAGUUUGAGCGCCGAUCCUUCUUCACCUUUUCGCUAUUGGAAGAUUAGAGAUUAUGCAUAUGCAUACAGAUCUAAAAUUACUACCCCAUCUGUGGUUGCGGAGCGGUUUAUUGCAGCAAUGGAUGAGUUUAAGCAUAUGAAACCUCCUACUCCCUUGUUAAUUUCUUAUGACCCUGAACUUGUAAGAAAGCAGGCUGCAGCCUCCACCAGAAGGUUUGAGGAAGGAUGCCCGAUAUCAAUCCUUGAUGGGGUUUUUAUGGCAAUUAAGGAUGAUAUUGAUUGCUUUCCUCAUCCAUCAAAAGGUGGAACAACCUUCUUCCAUGAGGUUCGUCCUGUUGAAGAGGAUGCAGCAUCUGUUGGAAGGUUACGUAGCUGUGGGGUGAUCUUAGUCGGAAAGGCAAAUAUGCAUGAACUUGGUCUAGGAACAACAGGAAAUAAUCCAAAUUAUGGAACAGCAAGAAAUCCUCAUGCUCCUGAAAGAUACACUGGUGGGUCAUCUUCAGGGCCAGCAGCAAUUGUUGCUUCUGGAUUAUGUUCAGCAGCAUUAGGAACGGAUGGGGGAGGUUCAGUCCGUAUUCCGUCCUCUCUGUGUGGUGUAGUAGGACUGAAAUCAACAUAUGGAAGGACAGAUAUGAGUGGCUCAAUAUGUGACUCAGGGACGGUAGAGAUUAUUGGACCCAUCACGUCAAAUGUUGAAGAUGCAAUACUAGUGUAUGCAGCGAUUCUGGGAUCCUCAACUGCUGAAAGGAUUGCUUUAAAACCGUCUCUUCCUUCUUUGCCUGAUUUAACUUCAAAUGAAAGCUCCCGUGUUUCUGGAUCAUUAAGAUUGGGGAAGUAUACAGAGUGGUUUAAUGAUGUAUUCUCUCCUGACAUCUCUGAUAAAUGUGAGGACGUUCUCAAUCUUUUAGUGGAGAAUCAUGGAUGCAAGAUGGUGGAGAUAGUUAUCCCAGAGCUUCACGAGAUGCGCACUGCUCACAUUGUUUCAAUUGGCUCAGAAUCUGCAUGUGGGUUGAAUCCUGAUUAUGAAGAUGGAAAAAAGGUGAAGUUCACACUUGACACACGGAUAAACUUAGCACUUUUCCAGUCAUUUUCAGCAUCAGAUUAUGUUGCUGCUCAAUGUCUGAGGAGAAGGCUCAUGUUUUACCAUAUGAAGAUCUUUGAAGAGGUAGAUGUCAUUGUGACUCCUACUACAGGGAUGACUGCGCCUGUUAUACCUCCAGCUGCACUAAGUUUGGGAGAGACAGACAUGCAAGUUACUGGAAAUCUUAUGCGCUUUGUUGUGACGGCAAAUCUUCUUGGGUUUCCGGCAAUAUCUGUGCCGAUUGGAUAUGAUAAACAAGGACUUCCCAUCGGCUUACAAAUCAUUGGUCGCCCAUGGUGUGAAGCUACAAUAUUACGUCUCGCUGCUGCUGUUGAGGAACUUUGCUGCUCACCCAAGAAAAAACCGCAGCAAUAUUACGACAUAUUAAAAGGGGAGUAAAAACAUGACUCAUCACUACUACUUUAUGUCAUGUAUUUUCUACUCCAGCCCUUGUUGAGGAAAUAAGUAUGUUAAAUUUGUAUGAAUACAAAACACAACGCUUAUAAUCGUUCACCACACAUGGUGGGUGAAUAAUAGAUAGAAUGAUGAAGAAACUCAGUCAUGUCGUACAUGGCACUGAAUAUUCAAAGAAAAUAAUUAGAAAAGCACCAUAUUUCUGAA
Salvia miltiorrhiza (redroot sage) is the source of this 2465-nucleotide messenger RNA. RefSeq names its product fatty acid amide hydrolase. The record is from RefSeq and is a predicted model, not a curated record. The transcript has 20 exons. Lineage: Eukaryota; Viridiplantae; Streptophyta; Magnoliopsida; Lamiales; Lamiaceae. Gene Ontology annotation, molecular function: N-(long-chain-acyl)ethanolamine deacylase activity. Gene Ontology annotation, cellular component: membrane. Gene Ontology annotation, biological process: N-acylethanolamine metabolic process. The coding region runs from base 417 to 2243 and encodes 608 amino acids.